Molecule: messenger RNA, 819 nt
Organism: Saprolegnia parasitica CBS 223.65
Lineage: Eukaryota; Oomycota; Saprolegniomycetes; Saprolegniales; Saprolegniaceae
Exons: 4
Coding region: 66-746 (226 amino acids)
Molecular function (GO): sphingosine-1-phosphate phosphatase activity
Source: RefSeq, a predicted model, not a curated record
AUGAUGUAAUCGGCGACUUGUUGAGGCAGACCGACGGCUGCGACCAUUCUUCAACACAGCGCGAAAUGGCCUCGACGUCGACGCUGAGCUGGAUCAACCGCUUCAACGACGGCGUCGACCUCGACGUCGUCACCUUCUUCCACAAGAACUGCGGCGACUCGUUCGUCGCCAAGGCUAUGUGGGAGGUCAUCACGUUCACCGGCGAUGGCAUCUUCUUCUUCGCCGUGUUGCCGCCGCUGGCUGGCCUUGCGUGGGCGACAGGUGCCAUGCCUGCGCUCUCGCCAGACCAGAUCUACCUCGCGACGUACCUCACGGUGACCAUCAUCCUCGACUUUGCGCUCAACUUGGCCAUGAAGGCUGUGUUUCGGCGCCAUCGCCCGCUGUACCACAAGCACGACAUGCGCUUCCCUGGCCCCGACAAGUACUCGUUCCCGUCCGGCCAUGCCACGCGCGUCGGCUGUCUCUUUGCGUGGAUCGUCGAGCUCGUCACGUACGAGCCGCGUCUGCUGGCCGUCGCGCUGCGCCCGGUACCGCUCUUGGACGAGAUUGACGUCGUCGCGCAGUCGCGUGAGAUCCUUCUCACGGGCGUGAUCUGGGUCGUCAUGAACUGCAUUGGGCGGCUCGCACUGGGGCGCCACUUUGCAUCGGAUGUCGUUUGCGGUGCGCUGCUCGGAUACCUCGUCUUCUUCCCCGCGGCCCAAAGCGUCAUGCUCGCCAUCGUGCACCCGGCGCUGCUGCAAUUCUAACUCGACGCCCUCGUUGACCUCCAAUUUCCUCUCCAAGUCCUCCUUAAUAAUAAAUAUGCGCGUUGAUUCUCGA